AAUCCCAAAUACAAUAUCUAAAUCGAAGAAAUUCAAAACUCAAUUUUAAGAAUUUUUUUUAAAAUAUUUGAAUCGUGAAUAAAAAAUAAGAGUAAGAGGGAAUGAAACGAUUCUUGAGAUAUUGAAUAUGAACAACUUUUUUUUUUUUUUUGCGUAACACUGUUACUUGAUGAGAGAGAGAGACGCCUCGUUUGACUGUUGCUUUUCGCUUCUCACUUCUCAAGUCAUUCCAAAAAGAACAAUAAUAAUAGAAUCGCCGUCACUGUCUCCGUUACGUAACCGCUAACCCUUUUAUUUCCUUAUUCAACUCCGUCUCUUUAAACAGACUCCGUUUUCUUUCUUUCUCUCUCAAAGGGGAUCAUCUUUCAAGUUCUCAAUUUUCUCUGGACUCAAAGGCUCACCUUUUAGGAUGGUUUGUUGGUGUUAACAAUGUAACUGUCCUUGCUUCAGUUGCUGGUGUCGAAUGUAGUGUGAAUUUGAUUGAUUGAUGAAACUUUGUGGAUAUUGUUGUGUUUAGAAUUGAACCAUGAAGAUAUUUAUGAGAUUCAUCAGGGUUUUAUGGAUUGAUUGAUUGAUUGAUUGAUUGAUGCAUCUACGACACUGCUGGGUUUUUCAUUUGAUUUGUGAAGAUGUCCAUAGAGAGCUUUUUGUUGACUGUUAGGGGUUUGUAAGUUGCAUAGGCGAAAAGAGCAAGGAAAAAAGAAUGGGGGAAGCUCUUCUCACUACACUGUCAAUGGAGAAUUGUCACCCAUCUACACUUUUGUCAAUGGAUUCAGGUUCUUUUCCACCAGAUGAAUUUGAGAGAGAGAUGAGCCGGUCUAUGCUUCUCUCUCGGCCACCUGAUAUCAAUCUCCCGCUAUCGUCUGAACCAAGCCCACCUCCACUGGCAUGGAAUGAUUUAUAUGAUAACUUAGAUGUUAGCCUUGCACCUCAGACAUAUGAGGCUGACGCAGUUGUCAAUGUCCCAAAAGUUGCUAAGAAAUGCAUCAAGCGUCUUGAUAGCAUUUGGGGUGCUUGGUUUUUCUUUACUUCCUACUUCAAGCCUGUCUUGAAUGGAAAAUCAAAGUCUAAGCUAAUUAGGGAUGGCAAUGGUGUGUCUGGUUAUGACAAGUCAGAAUUGCACCUAGAUACUUUCUUGGUUCAGCAUGAUAUGGAGAAUAUGUAUAUGUGGGUUUUCAAGGAAAGGCCGGAAAAUGCACUUGGUAAGAUGCAAUUGAGGAGUUACAUGAAUGGUCACUCUCGGCAAGGUGAGCGCCCAUUUCCAUUUAGUGUGGUUAAGGGUUUUGUUAGAUCUCAUAGAAUGCAGAGGAAGCACUACAGGGGUCUCUCUAAUCCUCAGUGUUUACAUGGGAUUGAAGUUGUGGCAUCACCAAACCUCUCUAACCUUGAUGAUGAAGAGAAGAGGAGGUGGACAGAACUUACUGGGAGGGAUAUAAACUUCUCUAUUCCUCCAGAAGCCAGUGAUUUUGAAGCUUGGAGGAACCUUACAAAUGCAGAAUUUGAGCUUGAGCGCCUCCCUGCUCCUCUAAAGAGUAAUUUAAAUUCCCACCCUAAAAAAUUGCUUAACAGUACUGGUUUGAACUUAUCAACGCAGCCAUUAGAACAUAGCAAUUGUGAUGGGAUGGAUGUAUCAACUGUCUGCAACAAACGGAAAAAGGACUAUUUCUGGCAUGGAAAUGAUGAGGAUGCUCAUUUACCUAAUAAUUUGCAUGCUAACCAAGUUUUGGAUAUGAAAAUUCACCCUGUCGAGCCAACAUGGUUGAAUGAAUUUAGCGGGGUAAUGAAGAAUGUGUAUGGGCCCGUUACAGCAGCAAAAACAAUAUACCAAGAUGAUGAAGGGUUUUUGAUCAUCGUCAGCCUGCCCUUUUCAGAUCUUCAAAGGGUGAAAGUUACUUGGAGAAAUACUCCCUCACAUGGAAUUGUAAAGAUAUCUUGUGUGAGUACAGCCUGCAUGCCAGUCAUUAAGAGACAUGAUAGGACAUUUAAGCUAACAGAUCCAACACCAGAGCACUGCCCUCCAGGGGAAUUUAUUAGAGAGAUUCCCCUUCCAAACCGCAUUCCGGAAGAUGCUAAACUGGAAGCAUACUGUGAUGAGACAGGAACAAUGCUUGAGAUUAUUGUCCCCAAGCAUCAUGUAGGACCAGAAGAGCAUGAGGUCCGUGUCUGCCUUCGCCCCUCACCAUGGAGUGAACGAGCAUUUGUGGACCUGGAGGAAUCGAUAGUGUGAUACAUGUAAAGAUGUUAGAGUGGUUGGUGCUUCAUCGUUUACUAACCUCAUUCCUUAAGGAAAUCUGUGAAAUUAAAAACUGCAUUUUUUUAGAUAAUAUGUUUUUUUAUCAUACCUUUUAUAAUUUUCAAUUUAUCUUUAGAUCUGUCGUGAUUCAUCAUAUUUAGUGACAAUUUAUGGACUUAAUAACUGUUCUACAUACAUGUAGAUUCUUUGAAUUAAUUUUGUGAUUUGUGAAAUUGGAAUUUUGCGCUUUCCCUUGGCUUGAAGUUUUAAGUUUUGCAUUAGGGCGGAUAGAUUGUCUGUUCUCUUAUCUAUACCUUAUGAGAAUCUUCAUUCGAGCACGAGUCAAACGAAAUUGUGAGUUUCAUGCUGCUUUCCAAAGAAUCAUUAAUGUUCUUAUGCAUAUCAUUUCAUGGUUUUGUGCGAAAUGAAAAUGAAUGCAGCUUCCAAGUUUAUGUUUUAUAUGUUCAAAACAUUUUCCUUCUCUUUGCCUCUGCCUUAACAUUGGAUGUGCCUUACUAAAGAAGAUACAAUAUUUUGAACAUUUUUCCACACAGCAAAGGAAAAAAAAACAACCAUUGAGAUUAGUUGUGUAAUUGAAUAUUUUAUUUUAUCCAAGCAAACCACAAAACUGGAGAUUGUUUCCAUCAAAAGAAACACUUUGAGAGAGCCUAAGCUCACCAAUUAAAAAAAAA
Messenger RNA from Durio zibethinus, 2925 nucleotides. RefSeq lists its product as uncharacterized. Lineage: Eukaryota; Viridiplantae; Streptophyta; Magnoliopsida; Malvales; Malvaceae. The record is from RefSeq and is a predicted model, not a curated record.